Carcharodon carcharias (great white shark) is the source of this 4686-nucleotide messenger RNA. RefSeq names its product polypyrimidine tract binding protein 3 (gene ptbp3). Gene Ontology annotation, biological process: regulation of RNA splicing; mRNA processing. Gene Ontology annotation, cellular component: nucleus. The record is from RefSeq and is a predicted model, not a curated record. The coding region runs from base 314 to 1993 and encodes 559 amino acids. Lineage: Eukaryota; Metazoa; Chordata; Chondrichthyes; Lamniformes; Lamnidae. Gene Ontology annotation, molecular function: mRNA binding. The transcript has 16 exons.
UCUCCCUCCUUCUCUUCAAGCAUUUCUCCCUGCCUCCCUCUCUCUCUCUUUCCCCCCCCCCUUUUUAUUUCCGUCAGCUUGUGCCGAACAACUCCCCGAUCCUUUUCGGUAUUACUCACGGCGGGAAGUUGCCGAGCCGCUGUCUUUUUCCCCCCCUUUCCUUCGACGGGACGGUCAACGGCUUGUUCUUUUUGAAAAAAAGAAGCUCGCGUCGGCUCCAACCGUCACCUCCUGUUACCGCCGCCAUCAGCAGCAUCAAUUCUUCACCUCUCUCUCUCUGCGUGCUAGUGUCUCUUCAGGGGGUGUGUGUGCGAUGGACGGCAUUGUCACAGAUCUUAUAGCAGUCGGUUUAAAGCGGGGAUCUGACGAGCUUCUUUCUGCUGGUAUUGUUAACGGCCCAUCUACCAUGAGCAAUUCUACUCCAGCUACAGCUAAUGGAAACGACACCAAAAAAUUUAAAGGAGACGGAUCUCCAAACCCUCCCUCUCGUGUUCUUCAUAUUCGUAAGAUUCCAAAUGAGGUUUCCGAAACAGAAGUCCUUUCACUAGGUUUAUCGUUUGGCAAAGUCACUAAUCUAUUGAUGUUAAAAGGGAAAAAUCAGGCUUUCCUUGAAAUGGCUUCAGAAGAAGCAGCUGUUACUAUGGUGAACUAUUACACCACAGUCACUCCACACCUCCGCAAUCAGCCCAUCUACAUCCAAUAUUCCAACCACCGGGAACUGAAGACUGACAACUUGCCUAACCAAGGCAUGCCUGACAUGCGAGCCCAGGCUGCUCUACAGGCAGUAAAUGCGAUGCACACUAGCAACAUGUCUAUGACAGGCAGCACGGUUAAUGAGGGCGCAUUAACAGCUGGUUCAGUCCUGCGCAUCAUUGUGGAGAAUCUCUUUUAUCCUGUCACUCUGGAGGUCUUGCAUCAGAUCUUUACCAAGUAUGGAACUGUGCUGAAAAUCAUCACCUUCACAAAGAACAAUCAGUUCCAGGCAUUGCUACAGUAUGCUGAUCCAAUGCAUGCUCAUCAUGCUAAACUGACUUUGGAUGGCCAGAAUAUCUACAAUGCUUGCUGUACUUUACGUAUAGAGUUCUCAAAGCUGACUAGCCUUAAUGUUAAAUACAACAAUGACAAAAGCAGAGACUUUACGCGGCUUGAUCUUCCUUCCGGCGACGGCCAGCCGACCGUUGACCCUUCUGUGGCCGCCGCUUUUGGUAAGGAAACCUCACUUCUAGGCGCACCUGGUAUCAUCUCCAAUCCCUAUGGGGGUGGUGGAUUUGGCCCUGCUCUUGGCUUUCCACAAACUGCAGGUCUGUCUGUUCAAGGAAUCCCAGGAGGGCUCGGGCAUCUUGGCCUUCCACACGGUGCAGUCGGUGGUCGUCUAGCAAUGCACGGUAUUGGCCCAGCAGCAAACUCUGUCCUGCUAGUCAGCAACCUAAACCCUGAGAAGGUUUCACCUCACUGGCUGUUCAUCCUCUUUGGAGUUUAUGGUGAUGUACAUCGUGUGAAGAUCUUGUUCAAUAAAAAAGAAAAUGCCUUAAUACAGAUGGCAGAUGCAAACCAAGCUCAAUUGGCCAUGAGCCACCUUAAUGGGCAGAAGGUAUAUGGCCGGGUAUUGCGUGUGACUUUGUCAAAACAUCAAAUGGUUCAGCUUCCUCGGGAAGGACAGGAGGACCAGGGUCUAACCAAGGACUACAGCAGCUCACCACUUCAUCGCUUCAAGAAACCAGGGUCCAAGAACUUCCAGAAUAUUUUCCCUCCGUCAUCCACCCUGCAUCUCUCCAACAUUCCACCUUCAAUCACUGAAGAUGAUCUGAGGAAUCUGUUUGAAAGUACUGGAUGUUCAGUGAAAGGCUUCAAGUUUUUCCUGAAGGACCGUAAGAUGGCCCUUAUCCAGUUAGACAGUCUUGAAGAAGCAAUCCAGGCACUCAUUGACCUUCACAACCAUGAUCUUGGAGAAAACCACCAUCUCAGAGUUUCCUUUUCUAAAUCUACGAUUUAAUUCCUCUCCUGUUUUCCCUAUAGACUGGGACCACACAAUGUGGUAAAUUAGCAUUCAGACAGAGACUGAAAUACCAAUGACCAACUAUGCCUGCAAGAGAUGCUUAGAGUAAUGAUGUUUUAAGUGGAACACAACAGUGAUGAUGGGAUCCUUCCUUUUUGUUUAAACUUCUCAAUACCAAUUUUCUUUAUAUCUAAUUUUUGAAAGGUGCGGGUUUGUUGCAAGCAGUCCGCAGCCAUAAAUUGAUGUUCAUUCACCUAUUAACAACUGGUUCAGUGAGAAUUUCUUUUUAAAAAGAAGUUUACAAUCUUGGGGGAGAGGGAAAAAAAUCAGGUCUAGAUCUAAAAGUUUGACACACUUUAAACAAAUUAUUUUGGUAAUAUUGGGGAAAAAGAAAUAAACAUCAUGGGCUUUCAUACCACUAAAAUAUAAUCUGAAAGAAAUUAUCAGUUUCGUAUUUACUGUGUACUUGUUUAAUUAUCAUGUGCCUUAUUAUGUGCUUAUAAUCAAAUAGAUUAGAGGCUUUUCCUGAGGUUUCAUCAGUACAUGUAUUGUGGGUUCUUUCAAAGGGAGUCUUUCUCCUUGUAGAUUUAGGUGAAUUUUCUUUUGUGUAUUUUGCAGCAUUGCAACAGUUGCUAACUGAUUUGAUUUAUAUUACAAAUUAGUACACAGAUGGGAAUGAAAAUGCAAACUUCCUUCCUCUCCUCGGGCAAAAUGCAAAUCUGUAUUCUCUCUCUAUCAUCCAAGAGCUGCAGAAAUGCUGUAUAAAAGCCUGUACUGCAGUUUUGAUUGAAUAUUACAUAUUAUGACCAAUUCAAAACUGCAAUGCCUGAGGCUGAUUUUCCUUUUGAAUAUCUGCAACGUUCUAAAUGAUUUAAAUAUCCAAUCUGUGUGCUAAGAGUUUGUUAUAUGUUAUCUUAAAUAUUUCAUUUAUUUGGAUCUGUAGUGUGAACUUACCUGUUAAUUUUACGAAUGUUUAAUUGUUAUUAUUGGCUGUUGUUUUGAGGGAAUUAGGCUUUUGAACGUUUCUGUGCAGAUACUUUUUAAAGUCUUUGUUGGGAUUUUUCCUUUCUUUCGUUAGACUCCCUAGCUAAAUAUCUAGCAUUUUGUGUUUGCCUUUCUUGCUUUAUUGAAUGCUCACUGGACUAACUGCCAGUUUAGAAAAAAUGUCCUUAACUCUUCCAUCCAUUCUGAAAGAUACUUCAGAGCUGCACAGACUUUGCGAAGCUGCAACUAAACCAUGGUUAGAACUGUACUGAUUUAUUAAAUACAAGACUCUUUAAUACCAUUCAGGUGGAAUUCCAAGACACUUAACAGAAAAGAAAAAGAUUAAAUAUUAGUGAAUGAUAAGGUAGAGAAAACAUGAGCUUUUAUUUCAGGGUUUCAGAGAAAAACCAAAACAGGACCAAAGUUUAUGUGCCUUCAAUAGUCUUAAUCAUUUUUUUCUCUUCCCUCCAAUUUGAUCUUUUCCUUUUACUAUAUUUAGGCCUAAAAUAGAAAACUAUUAUGAAUGUAGUUUCAAGUAUAAAAGGAGGGAGAUUGUGAGUAAUAGAAGAAUAACAAUUUUUUGUUUUUGUUAUGAGGUGCUUCAUUUGAUUGCACCUAGCUUUAAGGAGAGUAUACCUUAAGGUCACUAAUUUACAUUGAAUUGGAUCUGUCAACUCCUGCAUGCCGAGCGUGGAACCAGAGAUUCACUUCAUAAAAGAAGCAUCUUAAAACAGUUGUUAGGAAUCGCACAGUAUCCUUGCCGUUUGUGAUGCCCUGAGCCAGAACUCUCCCAAAGUUGCGAUUGUUUUUUCAUUCACCGUUCGACAAGUGUAAAGCCUGAAACAUUAGUGUGUAAUACCUCUUGCUUUGUAACACCAAGCAGUGUGAUGUAGCAUUCUCAACAGUGGUCUGACAAGUUGUUUAUACUGUCUGCGGAACAGGUUAAGGCAGAACUCUUCCAUUUGCAGGCAAAUAGUCAAACCAGCUUCUAGCUGCUAAUACUUGUAACUGAAGAGGAAAAGUCAGCUGACUUGAAUUGACUGACGCUGUGAGCUACCUAAAUUUAUUUGCUUUUUGAAUUUAAAAACUGGACUGAUGUUUGUGCAGCACCAACAAUGGACUAGUAUGUAAUGGCAUACUGUCUGAGGUGAUGCCAGUUAGACACUUAACAGGCAUUUGUCUUCAGUCAAUAGGGUGACGGUGACAUUAGACAUGCAGUAUAACUAGGCUUGAGACAUGCAUUGCAGCUGGGAUGCUCCUACCUGUGCAGUUCAGGCGAGGGUAGCAACAUUUACGUGGAAUCCCUAAACCUCUCUUUCAAGCUGCUUUUCUUAAAUUUUCCCCUUCUAGCAUUGAGGUGUUGGCAGGUGUAUAGUGCUUUCCUCCCUGUUCAUUCAUGUACUUGGUCUGUUCUUAAAAUUCCCUGCUUUUUUGAGUUUGUAAGAAUGUUCAGCUGACAAUGAAAAUGCUGUAAAUAUUUGUAACAACUUUUUUUUAAUCUGAGGUUUUUUGGGAACAAGAAGAAGUACAAACUGGUUUUUAUAUGAAAACAUUGAUUGUCUUGUAUAUUUUGAUAAGCAACAGUACCAGGUUUCAUUUGUAAAGCAGUUUGUGUCAAUGUGGAAGAAACAAAAUGGAUUCCAUUUCUGUUAAGAUGAUUUGUUUUUAAUGCAGAGAUGAUGAAAUAUUAAAAAAAUAUUUUCUAA